CUGGUGGCAUCAAACCUAGUCUUCCACAAUAACACGCUACUCGUUGUCCAACGCAGCGAAAAUGAUUUCUAUGCCGGCCGAUGGGAAUAUCCGGGAGGCUCGGUGGACGACUCGGACAGAUCGAUCCUCGCGGGGGCCGCGCGGGAACUCUACGAAGAAACAGGCCUUCACACGACCGGGUUCGUCCGAGAGGUCGGCGCGGGAAUGAACUUCACCACAGGAAAGGGGCCGAAGACGACGAAUUGGCUGAAGAUGUCGUUUGAGGUGGAUGUUGCUGCGCUGCCGGUCCAAUUGGAUCCAGUGGAGCACCAGGACUACUGUUGGGUGACAGAAGCGGAGAUCAGAGAGCGGAGGGUCGGCGGGAUGAGUUUAACGUUCAUAUCGGAGGAGGCCCGAGCAACGAUGUUAGAAGGUUUCACGCUGAGG
Molecule: messenger RNA, 426 nt
Organism: Eremomyces bilateralis CBS 781.70
Lineage: Eukaryota; Fungi; Ascomycota; Dothideomycetes; Eremomycetales; Eremomycetaceae
Exons: 2
Source: RefSeq, a predicted model, not a curated record